Neoarius graeffei (lesser salmon catfish) is the source of this 6278-nucleotide messenger RNA. RefSeq names its product histone-lysine N-methyltransferase PRDM9-like. Bases 3819 to 5537 code for a protein of 572 amino acids. Gene Ontology annotation, cellular component: nucleus. The record is from RefSeq and is a predicted model, not a curated record. The transcript is spliced from 9 exons. Gene Ontology annotation, molecular function: histone methyltransferase activity; protein binding. NCBI's taxonomy places the organism in Eukaryota, Metazoa, Chordata, Actinopteri, Siluriformes, Ariidae.
CAGGGGUUUUCUGGUUCAGUUGUAAAUUUCAUUCACCAUUUUGAUUUCCUGCAAGUGAUGGAAAAUUAUCUUCGAGUGCUUCAUGUCAGAAAGACCAUAAGCGGAGGCCAUCCACAUCGGAUCUGCUUUAAUAUCAACAGAUCUUCGAUUAAGGUGACAUUGGGCAUACUUACAUAUCGGUCCUGGGAUCAAGAUGCUGACCUCUUCUGUUUCUCGGACCUGCCUGAUCCAUCCUGGUGCCCUGUGUCUGGUUGGAGUCUCAUUGCAUCGCUCCUGUGGAGGGCGGCCCCAUGUGGACAGUUGGGAGUCGUGCCUAGAGGACGCUCUGGACUCUUGCGGUGGUGCUUUUGUGGCUGGGGAGUGCAGUUGACUUGCUGACUUUAGGGCUGCAGUUGUCGUGAAUGGUUUUGCACUCGGGUUUCCAUCGGUGGGGAGUUUAUAGCAUUAACGAAGCUGACUUUGUUAGGACUGUUAAUGUUAUAGUCAUGUUGUCUGUUGUUGCCCAAAUGAGGAUGGGUUCCCUUCCGAGUCUGGUUCCUCUCGAGGUUUCUUCCUCAUGUCGUCUGAAGGAAUUUUUCCUUGCCACCAUCGCCACAGGCUUGCUCAUUGGGGAUAGAUUAGGGAUAAAAUUGGCUCAUGUUUUAAGUCGUUCAAAUUCUGUAAAACUGUUUUGUGACAGUGUUUAUUGUUAAAAGCGCUAUACAAAUAAACUUGACUAUCUCUAUUGCACUGCUCCAUUUGAGAUAUUUGUAACCCAGUGAGUUCCAUCUGGAAGUGACUUUCAGUAUGCAUCUCUGCUGGGAGGGUUUUGGGUACAAUUUUGAUUUGUCUCUGGUACAUCUGUAAAACAAAGUGCAUAAGUCAAAUGAAGUUACUGGCAGGGAUCCAGGAAAACCGGAAAAAAGGGGGGGGGGCACCAGAGGCACCCGGAAGCUCUGCAGUUUUUAAAUGUCUGGAGAUGCAUUUUGAGCUGUCAGAGACGUGUUGUAAAUGAAAUUUCUUCAAGAAAAUUAUCAUAUCAAAAAUGUCUUAAGUAGGAACUUUCAAAACCAUUUUAUUAGUCACUGAAAAUGAUGGUCAGUUUUGCAGGUAUAGGUGUAGAACAUAAUUACAACUGAUGUAUGGUAAUGUCUAUGAAAGUUGCACUGUCAUAAUGCAUUACCACAUGACACACUACAGUGUAGUACACUGACCACGAAACACCUCAUACCAAUAAAUUAUUACUAUUUUAGCAACUGCAAUCUGAGCUCCUGCUCAGGACAUUGUGUAAAUAUAAGGCAGUGAAUAUACCACAGGUAAACUGAGGUAAUGUCAGUGGCCACUUAAGAAAGAAACCAUGUAAAGUUCAACCUGCAAUGCUGAGAUGAAGGAAUCACGCCGGCAAGUUUAAACAUCAAGACUCCUAUUCCAACCAAAAACGCAAAGAAGGCCGUGGACAGAGCGCAAAAGACACUAAUCAAAGAAAGGAUACGAUGUACAGCGAACAAAAUAAAAAAACAUCAGCGCGGAGCUAGAGCGACAAUUGGAACAGUGGAAACAACUUUUCCCCCUCACCAAAGAAAUGGACAUGCUGGUGCAAGAACACCUCCAUGAAAUACAUGAAAAGGAAUUUACAAAAACGAAGACUCGUCACAUCGAAAAACUGGAAAGAUUAGUCGCCAAGAAAAGAUAACAGGAGCAGAGCAACACCAUGACAAGUGAGAAAUGGAUACAUAACAUAUCGACACAUGAACUGACUGAAACGGAGCGCAGCAUCCUGAUGUGAGGACUUAAUUAUGCUAUUACACCGCACAAGAUCCCACAUGAGGAUUUCAUCCUAGCAAUGGAGCUGGCAUGCGAAAAAAUACAGGACCAAGGACAAAAAGCAGAAUUAAGCAAUGAAAUAGCAGGAAUACUGAAGUCCGCAAAACUACCACCAAGCAACAUUUCAAAACAAGAAGAAAAAGCUAUAAGAAACUUGGCCAAGAACAAAAAUUUCAUGAUAUUACCCGCAGACAAAGGCAGAACAACAGUCAUAAUGGAUACGGCACAAUACGAAAACCAAAUGAACAGUAUGUUGGCAGACACCACCACAUAUAUGAGGUCCUCAAGAAAGACCCUACAGAGGACAAGAAGAAAAAACUAAAAGCUUUACUGAAGCCUUUAUUGGACACCAACAAAAUUGAAAAACAGGCAUACAACUUAAUACCCGCAGCCAGCAUAACCCCCCGGAUCUAUGGCACACCAAAAAUACAUAAACCAGGAGCACCGUUACAUCCGAUUGUGGACAGCAUCGGAUCAGUUACCUACAACCUGUCUAAAGCACUUGCGGAGAUAAUCAAACCACUGCUGGGCCAAACAGAACAACAUUGCAAAAACUCAAAACAACUAGCAGAACAACUCAGUAAGAUGAAAAUGGAGAAGGAUGAAAUUUUAAUAUCACACAACGUUGUCUCCCUAUUCACAAAAACCUCGGUGGAAGCUACAUUGCAAAUCGUACAACAGCGCAUCAAAACAGAUAAGACUCUCAAGAAACGCACACAGUUAUCAGUAGAAGACAUCAGUCAACUGCUCAAUUUCAUUGCCACAUCCACAUACUUCCAGUUCCGCAGAACAAUAUACAGGCAGAAGGAGGGGUUUGCGAUGGGGGACCCACUCUCUGCCAUAAUGUGUGGCUUCUUCAUGGAACACCUUGAAAGAGAGGCUAUUACAUCUGCCCCAGCAGAAUGCAGGCCCACAUUAUGGAGGAGGUAUGUACAUGACAUCCUGGAGAAAGUAAAAGUCGGACGCACUCAACAAUUGACUGAUCACCUCAACUCCAUAGACCACACCGGCAACAUAAAAUUUACGCAUGAAGAGGAAACAGAAAAAUCAAUAGCGUUUUUGGACAUAAAAAUUCACCAUGCAGACGACGGAGACAUCAAAAUAACAAUCUACAGAAAACCGACACACACUGAUCAAUAUCUGCUCUGGAUGUCUGAACACCCCGUCGCACACAAACUGUCAGUUGUCAGAACACUCUACGAACGUGCAGCAAUCAUAACCGAUCCCACAGAACGCGUAAUAGAAGAACAACACAUAUGGCAAGCUUUGAUCACAUGUCAAUAUCCACCAUGGGCCAUACACAAAGGCGCACAACAGGUGAAAACAAAAGAAAAGACACAGAUGAAAAAAGGAAGAAAACAGACAACCCAAAAACAGGAAAGCAAAGCAGUAGUGACUCUAUGUCAGAGGAGUUACAGAACGAAUCCAAAGAGCCAUGAAAAAACACAACAUACAAACACCCGUGAAACCACACACAAAACUACGACAGCUACUAGUUCACCCUAAGGACAAAAUCGACCAACACAAUAAAUGCAAUGUCAUAUAUGAAAUACCAUGCCAGUCAUGCAAUAAAACCUACAUUGGGGAGACAGGAAGGAGCUUUAGGACACGAAAAAAGGAACAUAAAAAGGAAUGUGAAAAAGAAACAGAACAGAGACAAACGAGCAAAAAAAGAUAAAGCCACGCAAGAGAACCUCAAAUCAGCAAUAACAGACCAUUGCAGAAGGGAAAAUCAUAUAAUGGACUGGGACAAUGCUCAAAUCAUACAACAAGAGAACAACAGAUACCACCGUUGGAUUAAGGAGUCAAUAGAAAUCAGAAAGCGUAGCCCAAGAAAAAUAAACAGGGAUGAGGGGGCAUACAUGCUCUCCCAACACCUGGAGCGCCGUCCAGAGGGGGCAACACUGACAGCGGGAGGUGUGACCGACCUGUCAAUGUUGACAGGGAGGGCACACCUCCGUAACAUCAGCUGAUUACAAAAGCACGUCACACACCAACAUCCGGGUGACCCUCUGAUGAAGAUGGAAGUUACACCGUCGAAACAUGUCAGAGCUAUUGUAAUGAGUUCAGCAGGAGACAGUCAGUGCUCCUUCAGGAAGUCUUGGGCUCCUGAUUCCUCACAGCUGUGUGAGGAUGUGAAAACAGAGACUUCAGAUGGAGGGAUAGCUGAACCGUCAGAAGUCUUUGUGAAGAAAGAGGAGAUGCUGGAGCUGAAAAUCUGCGGUCAUGGAGACGACCUUGCCAAACCACCUGAAGCUCUCUCCAUUAAAGAGGAAGAGCCUGACAAUAAAGACUACCUCUAUUGUGAAGUUUGCAAAUCCUUCUUCUUCAACAAGUGUGAGGUUCAUGGUUCGCCCCUGUUCAUCCCUGAUGUUCCUGUUCCCAUGGGAGUCCCUGACCGAGCCAGACAAACUCUUCCUCCUGGGCUAGAGAUUCAGAAGUCUGGUAUUCCUGAUGCAGGCCUCGGUGUGUUUAAUAAGGGAGAGACUGUUCCAGUAGGUGCACACUUCGGACCUUACCAAGGAGACCUGGUAGACAGUGAAGAAGCCACAAACAGUGGAUACUCCUGGGUGCUAUGCAGGAGCAGGCAGUCUGAAGAAUACAUGGAUGCCAAAAGAGAAAUGUAUGCGAAUUGGAUGAGGUAUGUGAAUUGUGCCCGUUGUGGUGAUGAACAGAAUCUUAUGGCAUUUCAGUUUCGAGGGGAAAUUCUGUAUCGUUGCUGUCGACCCAUUAACCCAGGACAGGAGCUCUUGGUGUGGUAUGAAGAGGAAUAUUCCAAAGAACUCAAUCCUGUGUUUGACUACCUCUGGAACAAAAGGUGCCCUACAAAUGAAGUAAACAACGGUCUGCUGCAAGCUUUUUCCUGCUCCACAUGUCCUCUUUCCUAUGCAUCUCAAAUUUACCUCAACAGACACAUCCAGAGAUGCCACUAUAAAGAGUAUGAGAGACUGCAGGAAUCAGGUGAGCUUCAGAUCCUCUCCAAAGGCUCCAGUAGUCAGCCAAAAUCAUCAGAUACUCUCAGUUUUGACACUUCUCACAAUGAUGUGCAGAAGGAAAUUCACCACCGCUCAAACUGUAAAAAGAGUUUUGGUCAUGGGAAUGUCCUCAAAACACACCAGUGUAGUCAUAUAGGAGGAAAUCCACAUCACUGCUCACAGUGUGGAAAGAGUUUUACUCGACAGAGUGCUCUCCAACGACACCAGCGUGUUCACACAGGAGAGAAACCGUAUCACUGCUCCCAGUGUGGAAAGAGUUUUACUCAUCAGAGUCAUCUCCAAACACACCAGCGCAUUCACACAGGAGAGAAGCCGUAUCACUGCUCACAGUGUGGAAAGCGUUUUACUCAACAGAGUCAUCUCCAAAUACACCAGCGCAUUCACACAGGAGAGAAGCCAUAUAUUUGCUCACAGUGUGGAAAGAGUUUUACUCAACAGAGUCAUCUCCAAAUCCACCAGCGCAUUCACACAGGAGAGAAGCCAUAUCGCUGCUCACAGUGUGGGAAGAGUUUUACUGAUCAGUGUGCACUUCAACGACACCAGCGCAUUCACACAGGAGAAAAGCCGUAUCGCUGCUCACAGUGUGGGAAGAGUUUUACUCGACAGACUACUCUCCAAAUACACCAGCGCAUUCACACAGGAGAAAAACCGUAUCACUGCUCACAGUGUGGGAAGAGUUUUUCUCGACAGAUUCAUUUCCAAAAACACCAGCGCAUUCACACAGGAGAGAAACUGUAGUAGCUUCCAUAGUGUGGAAAGGCAUUUUAUUCUGCUACAUUUAAAACCCACAACUGCACUAACCUGAGACCAUGUAGGAUUUUAAAGUUGUCAAAUAUUUAUUACUGUUUUGCUUGAAAAUGAUCUGUAUUUAUAUUUUAUUUUGACUUUCUGUGGAAGGCAAAAGACUUUAGUCUUUUAUAGUAAUAUUUGAAGAGAGUCAAUUAAUGUUUUCUUUUAAACAUAAGCAGUCAUGACACUUUAUCACCACAAGUCAUCAUGUACUCACGACAGUGUAGUACUGCAGCAGUAGAUUAAAACAGAGCCACCGGGAUACCAGAAAUUUUAAGGGUCAAUAAACUCUUCACGUAUGAAUAAAGUGGAAACAGUACCAACAUUUCAUCACAAGCCUUUUUGCACAUGGUCUACUGAUGUAUUAUUUUCUGUUUUCCCAUGAUUAUUAGACAUGAUUUAAUCAUUAAGAUCAAUUCCAUUUAGUGUGAUUUAUGUAAAGGUCUUAGUUUACUCAUACUUUGCUCACUCAAAGCACAUUUAUCCGUUCAUUGGGUCAUGAUUUUUUUUUCCCUUACUCAGGUUUUGCUUUAUCUUAGACUUGAGUAUUAUCUAUUUGGUCUAAUGUGUCUCUUGUAUGUACACAUCAACAUAGCUUCAGUAUACAGGUUGGCUUUGUUCAGAUGUUUAGAUUCAGACUGUUGCCCAGGUUGUCCUUGUGCACACAAUAAACCAUCUCUUGUCAGUGUU